Perognathus longimembris pacificus (Pacific pocket mouse) is the source of this 3265-nucleotide messenger RNA. RefSeq names its product cytochrome b5 domain-containing protein 1. The coding region runs from base 341 to 1027 and encodes 228 amino acids. The record is from RefSeq and is a predicted model, not a curated record. Lineage: Eukaryota; Metazoa; Chordata; Mammalia; Rodentia; Heteromyidae. The transcript is spliced from 4 exons.
CUUUUCCGCCUUGGCAGUUAAAUUGCCCUAAAUACCGCGUGUAGCCUGGGCCCCAAAUUAUAUCGGAGCGGGUUCGCUUUCUCCCAGAACGAACUCGGAUCACUCGCUGUUUAGGUGCCCGAGGCCGGAAUCGGACUACAUUUCCCGUCAUCACGAGCGGCCCAAGCCCCGCCUCCCCGGGCAAGUUUCGUCUGAGCGGACGGUGGCCAGAGAGGGACAAUCGUUUCCAUGUCACCGGGCAAACGCUCAGCUCCCGGCAGAGCUUGUGUAGUAAAGAGUGUGCCGAGUGCGGUGAAGCGAGGAGGCAGCCGAGAGAGCCAGGACCGGCACAGCACUAGCCAUGAGGCGCCGGGGCCUAGUGGCUGGACCAAACUUUGAGUAUUUCCAGCGUCGCUUUUUCACGCCGGCGGAGGUAGCUGAACAUAACCAGUCCGACGACCUUUGGGUAUCUUACCUGGGUUAUGUGUACAACCUAACGCCGCUAGCAGAGGAGUUCAAGGGGAACCUGCUGCUGAAACCCAUCGUGGAAGUUGCAGGCCAGGACAUCAGCCACUGGUUUGAUCCAACGACCAAAGACAUCCGAAAGCACAUCGAUCCGCUGACGGGUUGUCUGAAGUACCGCACCCCUCGGGGCCGCUUCGUGCACGUCCCGCCGCAGCUGCCCCGUUCCGACUGGGCCAAUGAUUUCGGAAAACCCUGGUGGAAGAGGACUGAUUACCAGGUGGGGCGGCUGUCCCCCAAAACCCGGACCAUCCGCAUAAUCAACACGCUCACGUCGCAGGAGCACACCCUGGAGGUGGGGGCUCUGGAGUCAAUGUGGGAAAUACUACACCGCUAUCUCCCCUAUAAUGCACAUGCUGCCAGCUAUACGUGGAAAUAUGACGGGAAGAUCCUGAUCAUGGAUCGUACCCUGGAAGAGAAUGGGAUCGAGGAUGAGGAGGAAGAAUUUGAUCUUCUCAAUAUGGAUGGUACACUCCAUACACCCGCAAUACUGCUCUACUUCAAUGAUGAUCUCACAGAGCUAUAGGAAAGGAGAUGUAUGCUCAUGUAGACUCAAGACAUAUUUUGAGUUUGCGUUUUUUUAUGUUUGGAGGUAAAGGGGGGUGGGGGGUAAUGGGUGCCUGGACCCAGAACUCCAUUCCUCUCUGGGAACUGGCCUUUGGUUCCCAUGUUCUUCUGAAGUAUUAAGGAUUGUAUUUGCUAGCUCCUUUAUGAUUUGCUUUGUGAAAAUUAGGGAGAAACCUAGAAGUGAAUUAAUUGAUAGUUAGGAAUGAUAUGAGGAGACUGCAUCUUGGAUUAGGGAUAUGUAGAGGAAGAGUCAAUGGAGUUCAGACAUAAUCUUUUUGAUGGAAAAACAAAGAGAUGCACAAGGAUGGGGAAUAGAACAUCUUUGGCAAUGUAGGAAAUGGGAUGGCUGUAGGAGUGUAGGACUUCAAAAGACAGGAGGAGGAAACUAUUGUUAUUGGUCAUAUAAAACUGAUUUAUCUCCCUUCUAGAAGAGAAUUUAGAAGCUGAAAUUCAAGAGAAAGGAAGUGAAUAGUUUCCAGACAACUCAGGCCAGAUAUGCUGAGAGUUAUCUGAUAAUUCAGGAUAGAUAUGCUGGGAGUUUUAAGUACCCUCUUUAUUACAACUACCCCUCAAAGCAAAUACUAUUAACAGUUUUUUCAGAUAAGUCUUUUGAAACCUCAUUACAGGAGGACAAAGGCACAGCAAUUAGUAAUCAUAAGAGCCAGAUGCAAAUCCAAAUCAUUCCAAUGCUGAAGACCAUGUGUUCAUUUUAGUGUAAACCAACUGUGUCUAACAUCCAGCUAACAUCUGUCAGAACUUGUUCUGAGAACAAGUAUUCACAAUGCAGGUUUGUCAUAGGCUUGUUGCACAAUGGGAAAUGGUAGACUCACUGUGAAGUCAAUAGUUAUUGUGUUAGGAGGGAGUUUAGUUAGCAUUGUACUCCAGGGUCAAAGUGGAAGCAAGGGAAGGCAAAGUGGCAGCCAAGCAAUAGCUAUCGAUGUUGCUUCCUUGUUAAUCCCACAGCAAGAUUUCCCCACUGACUUCUUUGAGACAGAGUUGAAUAUUUACUGACUCCAAGAAAAACUAGAGUGGGAAAAAGGUCUAUGAUUUGGUAUAUACUUUUAACCUUAGAAGGGGAAGGCAAUUGAGAUAACCAGCAGGUGAGCCUCCUAGAAGCAGCAGGCAAAGAUAAAGCAGGGAGGGCUUAGAGCAUCUUCCUGGUCAGGGUUCCAGACCCCAGCACAGGGGAAGAUGUUAUCCUUGAGCCUCUAUGUGGCCUGCAUAGGAGUUUUCUGAGGGUCUGACUAUUGGAAGCAUGAACCAAGGUAGGGAUAUCCUUCCUUCAGCAGCUUCUGAAUUCAUGGUGGCUUUCCAUCUCAUCCCAUGGAAUUCAGGGAUUCAUGAAUUAUAUGGAUCAAACAGUUUAGUCAGCUCAUCAGUGCCUUUCUGUAUACCUAGUUUGUCCAACUAAAACUAAAACCCUGUACAAUUUGAGAACCAAAACUAUUAUUGUUCUCCUACCAGCCUCAGAGCCUACUGUAACUUUGGGAUGUGCUCAUUCUGCCCAUCUGUCCAAACUUGUCCCCUUUCCAGAAUCUACUUUAGAACUUCUUGCCCAAAUCAUAUCCAUUUCCUCUCAUACCCAGACACCUACAAGUAGGUUCUAAAUAGCUUUGUAAUCCACCUUCUUUUCUCCAAGUAACUAUCACUUGUCUAGACUGCUGAGGAAACUCCUAUCCUGGCCUUCCAUUUCUGCUUCUUCCUCCACACACUACUAGCAGAAUGAUUUCUAGGAAGCAAAUCUAAAACUCUUCCUUUCCUGUCUCAAAUUCUUCAGUAGCUUCUACUUGUUUUUGGACUAAAACCCUAAUUUCAAAGACCUUGCAUAUGUCAUUUCAUCACAUUCCUCUUUUCCUGUGCUCCAGUCAUUCUGGCUGGCUUUCAAAUUGUGAGUUCAUUCUUGCCUCAGAAUCUUCACAAAUUCUCUUUCUGAUCACCAUUUUCUUCCUCCCACUUUCCACCUAGCUAAUCCUAAGCGUUUCUUUGUUCCUCAAACUUUUCUGAUUUCUUGGCAUAGUCCAAGAUUAUCUUAACACUAUGCAUUUUGCAGUGUUCUAAUCACUACUGUAACUGUACAGAUUUUACUGGUCAGCUGAAUGCUAGAUUGUAAGUUCAUGAAGGUAGAUAUAUCACUGCUAUAUUCCUACUGCAGGGCACAUAGUUGCAGCUCAAUAAAUUUUGAUUGAAUGAAUUCUGA